AUGGCGGCGGCCAAAACAGGCGGGAACACCCCCCCUCACCUCAGACACCACCUGCACAUGCAGAAAAUGAACAGCCCCUGACGAUGAGAGCCAUCAGGGAAAUGAUGGCUGAAUUCUCAGACAAUAUACAGCUGAAUAUAAAAAAAACAGCUCCAAGUACUGACAGCUGAAAUACAAAAGGACAUCCAUGACAUUGGCAACCGCACCUCCCAGAUAGAAACAAAGAUGGAUGAGUAUGCAGUGGCACACAACAGCUUAGCUGACAAACUGCAGGAACUGGAUGACUCCCUAGAAACACACAGGUUAAAACUAGCAGACAUGGAGGACAGAGCUCGGAGGAACAACAUCAGAUUCCGGGGGAUCCCGGAAUCUGUACCAAAUGCAGAACUGCACAAUUAUUUGUUAGACAUGUUCCAGAGCCUCACACCAGAAACCCACCCGGAUCAACUCAUCAUAGACAGAGCACACAGGCUACGCAGACCAAAACACCUGCCCACGACAGCCGCACGAGACGUAAUUGCGAGAAUUCAUUUCUUCCACGCCAAAGAGAGGAUAAUGAAAGCCAGCAGAAAAGCGGGUAUGCCAGAAGCCUACUCUUCCAUCAAGAUCUUUGCGGAUCUCUCAGCGGACACGCUACACUUCAGGAAAACCAUGGGGCCGGUCACCUCCACCCUGCGGGAACACAACGUGAACUACCGCUGGGGCUACCCGGCUAAACUCCUAAUCUCUCACCACGACGCAAUACACCCCGUCAACACAGUGGCGCAAGGUGUCCAGCAGCUGAAAGAAUGGGGAAUCCCGAUCCAGAACCUACACCCCACCAAAGCAGCUAAAGUUCCGCGGAUGUCCCCGGAGUGGACAACACAAUGAGAACUGAACAUUCCUACCAACAUACGUAACUAUGUGAUGUAUAUAACAGUUGAUAGAUAGAUGCAUAACUCCAUUAGAGUUGUUCCUGGGAGAGCAAACUGGUUGACACUCUUCUAUAAUCUAUGUACUGAUAGUUGAUAUUUACCGGAGUACAUGCGCAAGGCAUAACAGAAAGCGCUGUUGCUGGCUAGAAUCUGUCUCUGCCCGAUUAGAGGUACUAAAACACCCCCUACCGGGGGCUGAACAGUACUGAGAACUAUAUCCUAUACAAUCUGCUAUUAUUGAGUACAAGUAGUUAAACGGUAAAGAAUAGAAUGUUAGAAGCGGGUUGCACACAUUGUUAACUAUCAUAGUUGUAUGUUAAUACUGCUCACGGUUUUUGGCUUUUUCUAUGGUGCACGACCUAGAGAAUUGCCGACUUCACCUCCACCCCCCCGGCAGCCGCGCCUCCAUGCUAGGCAGCAGGGUAUGGCCCCACUUCUUGGAGCUGAAAUGGGUACCUUACCCACUUGUUCUUUUCACCCCAAUUUCCCCCCCUACUUACUUCCCUAAAUCCCUGACUGGUCACAUUCUAAGACUUCACAGUGGCGCGUGCAGUGCACAACCCCCACUCAGGACAAUUGCAGUAACCUGUUAUAAUUACGGAGGGACGAAAACCGACCCGCCUAAGCACACUGUUUCCAACUGACACUCCUAAAUGAAAUUACUAACCUAUAACGUCAAGGGGCUGAACACCCCAGGUAAACGAAGGCUACUAUUGCAAGAACUAAAAGAACAAGGGAUCGACAUAGCCUGUAUCCAGGAGACACAUUUUAAAAAGACCAGGGCCCCUGAAAUCUUCACUAAACUAUACCCAAACCAAUACCAUGCCCUGUCAGAAAGUAAAACGAAAGGGGCCUCCAUAUUCAUACAUAAAGAUGUGGCAUUUCAGGAGCAGGCGAAAUUAGUAGAUGCCCAAGGGAGAUAUGUCUUACUAGUAGGUCUUUUUAAUAAUGCCCAAUAUACCUUGGUAUCUGCCUACUUCCCAAACACUGGGACGGAAAAAUACCUCAGACGUCUUCUGCAAGACAUAGAUAAAUAUAGACAAGGUAGACUGGUGCUCUGCGGAGACUUUAAUUUCUUCACCUCCCCAGAUGUCGACACGACUGCCCUACCCCAGGGGACGAGACGGGCGACCGUAAACUCCAUGUGCAAGGCAGUGUCCAAACUUCUCACACUACACAACCUAUAUGAUAGUUGGAGAGUGCUGCACCCAGGGGAAAGAGACUACUCCUUUCACUCGACGGCACACAACACGUAUACCCGUAUAGACACUUUUUACGUGGAUCAACCCACGUUAGCACAAGUCUCUACAUGCUCUAUGGGUGACAUCACUUGGUCAGACCAUAGCCCAGUGUACUUGGUGUUACAUGACUCUUUUCAGUUUAAAGGACGGGGGACUUGGAGAAUGAAUGACUCCUUACUCCGAGACCACGACUUUAUGAACCAAAUAAAAGCUGAACUCAUUGCUUACUUUCAGACAAACUCCACUGGGGAAGUGUCAGAACAGACUGUGUGGAUGGCACACAAAGCCGUAGUACGAGGCCUAUUUAUCAGGCGCUCGUCCUACCUCAAAAAACAAAGACAAACCACCAUACUUGAGUGCCAAACGAAACUAGCGGCCCUUACCACCCAAAACAAACGAUCCCCCUCCCCACUUCUAGCAAACCAGAUCCAAUCUCUGACCAACCAGCUACAUCAGUUACAGGCAGCCAAAACUGCGUCCCUACUUCAUAGAAUGAAGGCAACCACAUAUCACCAUAGCGAGAAAGCGACAAAACAUCUGCCAAUCGGCUGAGGGAGAAAUUGGCAGCCUCCAAAAUAGCUUACUUACAGGGCCCAGAUGGGUCCAAAAUACAAAACCCCCUAGAUAUCACCCAAGAGUUUGCAAAAUAUUACUCUGACUUGUAUAAUUUGGGAGAUCACCCAGGCACAACCCCCUUAGAUGAAAACGCUAUCCAAAGGUACUUGGACCAGCUCCCUCUGCCCAGUAUAGACAGAUACCAAAGGAAUGCACUACUUGAACCCAUCACUCUUUUUUUUAUAAAUUCUUUAUUUAUAACAUAUAUGAGGUUACAGAACAAAGAGAGGGUGUAGAGGGGGUACUGUCAUACACAACAAAAACCACAGAGAUUUACAAUUCGUACAUUUGUAUAUCAAUGAACAGAAAGUUUAUGGGAUCUCGUGGGAUGUGCAUUCUCGUACCUUCACGUGUAUGAGAGGUGUUCCUCUUGGAACCCAUCACUCUUAAUGAGGUUCUACACACCAUACAACACCUCCCUACAGGGAAAUCCCCGGGAGCAGACGGACUCCCUAAUAUAUAUUACAAAACUUUCGCUGAAAUACUUGGCCCCAGACUCGUACAAGUGUUCCAGAAGGCCACGGACACAGGAGUACUCCCAACUGAGAUGCUCUUAGCAACGAUAGUGACCAUACCCAAACCGGUAAAACCUGCUGACCAAUGUAAGAAUUUCAGACCCAUUUCGUUGUUAAAUACGGAUGCUAAGAUCUACGCCAAGAUCUUAGCGACCAGAAUAGGGAAAAUACUACCGACACUCAUACAUGACGAUCAAAUGGGAUUUGUGUUGGGGAGACAGGGCCUGGACAAUACCCGGAAACUGGCUCUCGUGUUAGAGAGGAUGAGGAGGUCCGGCCCAGGAGGUCCGGCCCAGGCCUGGGUUGGCCUUUCCUCCACAGGGUGCUGCAGAGAUAUGGUUUUCCACGCCAACUCAUCACACAGAUAUUUGCUCUAUACUCACACCCCACUGCAAGGGUACUACAAGCGGGUUUUCUGUCUAACCCCUUUAAAAUUACUAAUGGCACACGACAGGGGUGUCCCCUGUCCCCCCUACUUUACGUUUUAGCCCUGGAACCACUACUCACAUGGAUCAGAACCCGAACAGAAAUAACAGGGGUGGAUUGGCAUGGCCGCCAAAUAAAGAUAGGGGCGUUCGCAGAUGAUAUCCUACUGUACAUCUCCCACCCCGAGAGAUCUCUCCCACAUAUAAUGCGACUCAUACAUGAAUAUGGGACACUGUCCUAUUACUCCCUCAAUACCUCCAAAACGCAAGCAUUAGGUCUACGCCUAGACCCACAAGUCUUGGCGAACCUACACAAAGACUACCAAUUUGAAUGGAGGAAAAAGGACAUAAAAUAUCUAGGCCUGACAUUUACUAAAAACGCCACAGAUAUGUUCCCAGCGAACUAUAACAGGGUUUGGGAGGACUGUCUUAAAACAAUGAAGGGCUGGGACCGGUUAUUUUUAACUUGGUCGGAGCGGAUAGUAGCACUAAAAAUGACCAUACUACUGAAACUUCAAUACUUAUUUAGGAACCUACCCCUACGAGUACCACCAUCGUACUUCAAUACCAUCCAGGCCAAACUGCUACAAUUCACUUGGGGAAAGAGACGGGCACGAAUCUCACAAAAAGUGCUCCUAGCCUCCACAGCACAAGGGGGAAUGGCAUUCCCUAACGUCAAAUUGUAUUACCAAGCUGCAGUACUGUCCUCCCUCUUGCCACAUUUGACCAAGGACAACCAACCCCAAUGGGUGGCGAUGGAGCAUAUGGCCAUCUUACCCUUCCAAGUCCCCAACCUGCUGUGGUUACCAAAAAAGGACAGGCCGGCCACCCCACUCCCACCCGCCCAACUUGCAUUGGCACUGCAGGUCUGGGAAACACAUAGAGUGCAUUUCGAAACAGGAUACCCCCUAUCAAUGGCAACCCCAAUCGAAGCCAUAACAUACUGCAUCCCAACGUUCCAUGCGACACCAUGGAAGGCCAUGGGGAUCACCCACUUGUCACACAUGUGUGAAGCAGGCAAACUCAUGAACUUCGCUAAGCUCCGAUCCAUCUACAACAUCCCACAAACAUCACAAUAUUCGCACCUUCAACUCCACUCCCUUUUCACCACACGAACCAAGACAAAACCCCCGGGCCAACUCAUGCCGGUGGAACCCUCUACCUGGGAGAAAAUAGGCGUAUCGGGGAAAAUGCCACCCACAUUCAAGCCACUCUCGGACUGUUACAAAACUCCACGAAGAGGUUGAUUAAAUCAGCCCCACUGCUGGAACAACACCGAAAAACGUUAUAUAGGUGGUACAUGGUCCCGACCCGCAUACAUAAACAAUACCCUCACUCGCCUCCAUCAUGCUGGAGAUGCAUAGGAGACCACGGAACAGUCAUGCACAUCUGGUGGAGAUGCCCCCGCCUUGUUAGAUUUUGGAAAGAGGUACACAAGCUCAUUACCGAAGCCACCAACACUGACAUACCCUUCGAACCCGCAACCUUCUUGUUGCUAGACCUCCCGAGUACCGUACCUACUGGGGCGAAGAAACUGAUAUGCCAUGUUCUAUUAACCGCCCAAAAACUAAUAGCCAGACUCUGGAAAUCGGACAAACACCCCAACAUCCUGCCCCUUAUACAAGAAAUAGACAAACAACUACUCUAUGAAACACACUUCGUUACGACACACCCGUACCCACAACGCUUCCUGAGUACAUGGGAAUUAUGGCGCUCCUGGAGAGCGGACAACCCAGACCAAUGAACUCCCAUAGAGAAUUACUGGCCAUAGGGCCACCCCCACUCACUAAUCCCCACACCAUAAAAGAGGAUGCACAAGCCAUAACCCCACUAUAAACCAUCACGAAAAGGGACAACCCAGGAUCGGGGAGCUAGGACACUAAAGGGAGCCGGCGACGGCCGAACAAACAGGGUCUUAGGGACAAGUAGGGUUUGACGACCUGGUAACAAAGUACAGGGCACUGCGGAGAUUGGCUCAUAAUGUGUUGGCUCGAAUUGACCAGUGUAAAUGUGAUGUGUUCUGUGACGCAUACUGUAAAACACAACUGAUUGUAUGCAAAAAAUGCAAUGUGACUACCCCCCCCCCUUUUUUCUCUUUCUGUAUCCCCCCUCCCCCCCUAAUAUUAUGUUGAAAAACAAUAAAAUACAAAUCUCAAAAAAAAUAAAUUCUUGGUUUUAUCCAAUGCCACAUGUAGGCCGCAUGCUAUAGCCAGUCACUCUGCCUGGUAGGAUUGCAAUAAUACCCCAUCAACAGUUCUGGAAGAAAUGCCAGAUUCUAAGGUCAGGGUCAGUGGGAGUGCUGCUGUGCCAGAAUUCUUCAUCCCCUUGAGUCCAAUUCUCACAGAUAAUGGAAGUCUCUGGAUUACGCUGGGAAUGACAGAGCUUGUUCCUCCAUAGUAUGAGUAAGCGGUAGCGGGUAUAUUGGCGUAUUCGGUGAUGCAACACGGGGCUGUUCUGGGGCACCACAAUGCUGUCAGCAGGAGUGGAGCUAAGCCCCUUUCCAGAGAGUUUCUCCUAGAACAAAUCGCAGAUGUGAUCGAACACCAUAAGAAAUUUGUACACAAUUGUAGGUGGUUGCAGGGAGUUGGGCUUGGAUACAGGCCCAGACAGGGCAGCCGUUUUGGAAAUCAGACCAUUACUCUCUGGUGCGCUGGUGGGUGUUAAAAUUUGGCCAGGUGGAUGUACCAGGAUACCAGUGGAGGAUAUCCCCCAAUGGUCCAAAGGGGGGGGGAACAGGGCUCAAAGCCAGCAAGCUCCAGGUCAAGGGCAGGGAUCGGCCGCCUCCCUGUCCUCAAGUGUAAUUGCAAGCCGCAGGUAGGUCUGUCACAGGCUGUGUCCACAAGCUGCGGGCAGCAUGGUGUCAGAGGAAUAGCAGUUUUCCCCAGGAUGGAGACAGGAAUUUGGCCAAAGAAAGUGUCGGCUGUUAGGCCCUGUCCCCAUAAUAUUUACAUUAUGCAUAUGUUUUGCAGUACACAUGAAGGUGCAUCUUCGUCCAUUUUGGUUCAUCCAAAUUGUUUAUCCCAAAUUGAUCGCAUGGACGAUAUUUAUCUGACACAAUAUGUCAAAUAGAUCAAACUCAAGGCAUCAUCGGCAAAUUCCAUAAUUGGCAAAACCCAAUGCCAGGUAUUUGUUCUCUCUCAUCCUUACUUCAUCCCUGCUGGUAAGUAUGCACACUGUAUACGCACAAGAAAUAUAUGAAAGGUUUGGAGGCACACAUAGGCCUCCAGGUUACAAUUAGCUACAUGUGGCCAAGUUGGCUUUCUGACACUUAGAGGUGAAAUGAGUUAAACAAUGCAGUCAAGUCUUUAGAUAGAAUCAUGUUUAUUAUUGCAGAGAUUCCACAGAUGAGUGCGACUGUGUCAUGGACAUAGUGUCAGUCCGUGUGUGCUAACCAUUAUUUAAGACCACAAUUCUACUCCAGCUGUCUGUCUGGUCUUGUUCACCGUAUCUUUUAUAAGCUAAAUGUUGUCAGUACUUACUUUGUAAUAUUGUUUGUUUUCUCUCUACACUAAUAGGAGGAUUUCAAAGAUUGUUUGUGUCUUCAUGAACAAAAUAAUUUGCAUUUAAAAGUCAUUGUCGCCGUAUGGCUGCUGUGUUCUGUCUUCAUAUUUUUUUCCAUAUAUAUGAUGUAUAAUUGGGUGUUGUGAAAGGAGGCGUUGUUUCUAUGUAAAGGAGAAGUAAGAGAGGAAGCUAAGGGAGGAAACCUGAGGGGACACAUUAACCACGAUUAGUAAGCUCACAAAUUAUAAAGAGAACUAGAGAAACGGAGAAAAGAAAUUGGAAGCAAAGGUAGCUUAUGGAAUGAAGACAUAACACAGGAAUCAAAAACCAGCAUAACGCAGAACUCAAAGUCUUUGACCAGGACAAGUACAAACAAGGUAUGUAAAAGGACUAUCAAGUCAUGAAUUAUUCCAUAUCUUUAGAGACAAGCUGAGAUAGGAUCAAGAAAGGCCAAAAGCAAAAAGGACUCCAGGAUGUUCAAUAGACCAUAAAAUGUAGUAAUUAAAGACUUAACCAAGAAAUAAAGGGGGACUUGGGAAAGGAAGUAUAAAUAAGAACAGAUCACGGGUGUAAGUGAGACUACAGAUCAGAGAUGAGGAUAGUUCAAGAGAUUAAAAGGGGGUAUCAAAUCAUAACGAGGAGAUGAGUUUUAAAGGAGAUGAUUGUUUCAUGGUGAAUUAAGAAAGCCAUGAGUAAUGGUGUAACUAAGAGGGCAGAGAAAGGGCAAGAGGAAAUACAGUACACCGACAGAGACAGGAAGCAGGGAGGUAACUGCGCUUAGGGAGCGGCAAAGCUACUAAGGCCACAGGCAUUAGAAAAACCCUAACGAGGAGACACUCAGAUUGUAUGAGAUACAUAUUAAGCCACAGGCUAAGAGACCAAGAAAGUAGAGACGGUUCCACAGCCAAAACAAGGAACUAAACGGAGGUUAUUCAUCUUAGUGCGAAGACACUUAACCCAAAGUAAUCUUGCUGUCUAUGGGGAGUGAGCAUUUAUAGUGAUAUAGUGGGGUACAGGGAGGGCGAAUCUUAUGUUGAUAUAUCUCAUUUAUCAACUUAAAAUGACGUUUACUAGAUUUAGAUGUGCGUUUUCGCUCCCAGGAUCUUUGCUGUAGUAUACAAGUUGUACCAUAUAUAAUACAUUGGCGAAAUAUAAAAUUAUUGCAGAACAUCUGAAGAUGAAGAAUAGACCGCAGAAGCUACAUCUUCGUUCAUUCGGAAUGAUAUUUCCUAUUAUAGACAUUUUUCUGUCCUUUAUAAUAGUCGGUCUAUUCACAAAAAAUGGCUACAUUUAUAUCACGUUGGCUUAUCUGGAGAAUAUCUGCCAUGUGCUUAUGGUUCAUGUUGAGACAUUAUCUUAUAUAGUAUGAAUGACUGGUUAUUUUCAUGGCACAAUUUUUAAACAUCUCAACCUCAACCUCAACCGAACCUAGCUAACAGUAUCCAUCCAUAAAGCCAAGGCCUAGGUCAACAACUAGAACUAAUAUAAAUGGUGCUGUAUUAACACCAGCUUUCCAGACAUAGAGGGAUAUUUUCUUGUAUAGAGAAAUACUUUCAAAAGAAAGGAUGGACUGUCUCCUAUCUCUAUUGAAUGAGCAUACAGGUUUUUUUUUCCACAAAAAAAAUCUGGAACAGUUAUUUACUUUAACCCCUUUAAGACAUGUUUUGUUUUGCCAAUAUUGCCAAUAUUCUAAAAUCUUAAAGGAACACUCCAAGAAUCAUAACUACUGCAGCCCUCUGUAGAGGGUAGGGUGCCAGGAUUGCCAUGUACAUAAUCAGAAUAAGUAAUCAAACUGUUUAACCCCUUAAGGACACGACAUGUGUGACAUGUCAUGAUUGCCUUUUAUUCCAGAAGUUUGGUCCUUAAGGGGUUAAGAACAGUUUGCCGACCUACCUAGAUCCAUCAGAUGCCUGUAAUCAUCCCCUCUCUGCAGUCAGAAGCUCUUGCACGGAGCUAAGCCUGGCCAUGGAAUGUUCCAGGGUAACAUGUGCCCUGCGAUCCCUAGGAAAAUGUAAAACCAUUCUUAAACAGUUUGAAUACUCACUCUGGGAGAGUACAGGGGCUCUGCUGACACCAUAAUCACUACAGUAGUAUGAAGUGGUUAUGGUACUUGUAGUGUCCCUUUUCAGUCCUCCAGAUGUUGUGGACAAAAUCACUCCUGGAGCUCUGCCAGCAUUAUGGCUGUAAGCAUUAAGGGAGGUGUAGUCCACAACAUCUGGAGUACCACAGGUUGUCUACCGCUGCUUUAAACAAUACUGUUUUCACAAUUGUAGCACCUCAAAUUUACCCAAGUUCUCUUUUUGCCACUGUAACCCUUUUUAGGCUUGGGUUUAAUAUCCAGUAUUAGACGCAGCAAAGAUAUGAUGAAGUUAUAGCCACAUCAACAAAGACUUUGUUGUCAUUAAAUAACUAAAAAGCCUGUAAUGUAUGCUCUGUGGGUUAUUCAAUAAAAAGUGAGAUAGUAGGUUAGCUGUGGGGUUAUAGUCAAUAUAACACAUUGUGGUUAAACAUUGUACAGUGCUGUUGCAUUUGUUGGCGCUAUAUCAAUAAUUAUAAUAAUAAACACUACAGAUACUGUACACAGAGCAGAUAAGGUACAGAGGUUAAGGGUCAGCUACUUUCUGUUCUACGCCACAUUGAGUAGUAGAUAAAAACGUAAUUUUUGCUUUUAACAACUAUCCAUAUGAGUAUCUGCGUGUGUGUGAUUGAAGACAGGGUCUUUUUGAAGUUUUUCUGUGCAUGUAAGCACAUACCUUUCAAAUGCUAUAAGUUUACAUAUUUUCAAUCAAAAUUAAAGGGACAUUUUUCCAAUCACAUUAAAGGAACGUUCUAGGCAGUAUAACCAUUUCAUCUCAUUCUGAGCAGAAUAACCAUUUCAUCUCAUUCUAGGCAGUGUAACCAUUUCAUCUCAUUGUAGUUAUAGUGCCUUGUGUCCCUUGGGGCUGUACCUCCAUUCAUUUUGUAACAGUUUAAUUCUGAAUGGGGGUCCCUGGCCACCCACAGCCUGGUCACCACUGGAGGUAUAGCUAAGGCAGAGAUUACACUCUUCGUUAGACAUAACUUUAGCAAAGAGUGUCUGGCGGGUUGGGAGUGGUCGACUGACAAUCUCAGCCAACCACUGCCAUCCAUUGCUGCUUGGGCUAAUGCUCUCUCAUUAGCUCAAGUAGCACACAGGUAAUGGGCUGCUGGAGCCUCUUGAUUAGCAUAAAAAAAAAAUAGUUUAGUACAGAACAAAGGACAGGGGGUCUCCAGAUACUAUAACCACUUCAAUGUGAUGAAGCAGUUACACUGCCUAGAGUGUUUAUUUAACUUACUGCAAGUCAUUAUUUAGUAAAUAAAUCCCAGGGCGGUCGGCCAUUGAUAGCUAACCAAAAGGUAAUAACCAUCCUAUCACCCAAACAGUGGCUGUAAUAACUUCACUAAUACCCCAUACACCUUCAUGACUGGGAGAUCUGUAAACACCCAAUCCUCUACAAACUUACCUGUCAAAACACAUCCUGUUUCCUACUUCCAUACAGCCUGUGUCUCGUUUAUAAACACCGCAGUUUAGUAAUAGGUAAACCAAGCUAUUAUUACUUCUCUCUUUCUAUAUUACCAAAUAUCUAGCGAACGUUCCUUCAGCAACCAUCAUGUCACGUCAUCAUCCUACACACCACCUAUGGAGCUGUCACUAUCACCACCUGCAUUCCAACAAGCAAGUCACCGUGAAAAGCAGAACGUCACUGCAGCACACACGUUAUUACUAGAACCUGCUCUAGAACCCACAAGAGAACCCAUGCCACGCUAACAUCCUUACCCCAUCUGCCCACAUGUCCCCUCUAUAGACUCUACACUAUUCCUACAGAUUACAUGUUACUUCCAGAGCCAGCAAGACAUUGCAACAGACUAUACUUCCCUGUAUAGCCUGUUUGACACUCUAGCAGUCUAUUUUACAGUCUGCAUGUCACUUCAGCCACCUCCAUGACACUUCUAGAGCCUGCAUGCCACGUUACUACAGCAGCUGACAUCACUUGUCGAGCUUCCAUUUCUUUCUGACUGUUUGCAUUCCAUUGCAGUAGCCUACAUGCCACAUCUAGAGCCUUCUUGUCACUUCAGAACUCUACAUGUCUUUUCUAGAAUAUAUAUUAUAUUCCAGCACUUGGUAUGUAUAAAUCCCCAAAUAUUAUAUUGAAUUACUGCUGUCUAAGCUGUACUCCAAUAAUUUCGCUUGUAGAGACUACGUCACUACAACUGAUUAAAUGUCACCUCGAAAUCCUGUGUUUUAAUUCAUUCAGUCUAUAUAGCACUUUCUAUAUCCUCUCUUCUUUAUUACAGUCUAUGUGUUUGUUCUGUGUUCACAUUACUUUCCAAAAAAUAAGGCAUUAUCCGGUAUAAUCUUUCCCAUUAUAAUAUUUAGAAUGAUCUUUUACUCAUAUAGAUUUGUAGUUUUGUGUUGCUGAAUUGUAUGUAUUCUCUCUAGUACGUAUAAGUAAAAAAAUAUAUGUUAGUCUGUAGAGGGAGGGGAAGAGCGAAUAGAUCACAGACAUUUCCUGUUCCUGUAGAUAUGUCAUCUUAUUUAUCAACAGUAUACACAUUGAUAUAUAUAUACAUUGUCAUCUAGAAGGGAGGUCUGAUGGUGUCAUUCAUACUAUGAUUGAUUGGUAGACUCCGUGGGCAAUACAUUAUUUUUUAUAGUAAAUUAUUUUGAGAAGUACUGUUCACAUCGUUGAUAUGGCGAGCCACUGAUGAUAUUGAACAUUCAGAUUCUGAACAAUUUGGAGUUAUAUUUUUGUGAAGAUACGUUACAAACAGACUGUUAAAAUAUCUAUUGUUUCACCCAAAGAAAUAUAUGGGUAUGGAUGAAACACCACACUACCAAAGCUUUAAUUGUGUGGUGAAACAUCCACAAUCUGGGACUCAAUGUCCCAAUUUUUUAUUUCUGUGGACAUCAACGAAUGUUACCAAAAAGAGCUACAGCACAAGCCCAUUACCAUUUACUUUAGCCCAUGUGAGUGCAGUGCUCAUGUGAAGAUUGGUUAGCUGGCAGGCAACCAGCGCAUCACCCCAGAAAAUAUGCACCAUGACAUUUUAUGCCACUUUCUCCACCAUUCCAACAGCCAUUAUCUUCCUCCUUUUAGCUAUGUGACCUCCCAUAACACUUUAAUUCAUCCUAUUGAUGGGAAAUAUACACAUAUCUCACUCAAAGUGCUACUCUUGGCUCAGUGAGAAAUUAGAAAAACAUAACCCAGGAAAUCAGGAGUAUAUUUUUCAGCUUAUCCAGGCCAACCUAAAUUUAUCUUCCUAACAGAAAAAAUAAAUAAAAAAUUCUAAGCCUUAAAGGGACACUAAGGUCACCCGGAUGCCUUCAUCUCGAUGAAGUAGUGUGGGUGCAGUGGCGCAGAGGUAGUCUAUGCACUUGAAGAAGGUACAUGUCCUCUUCCUCACAAAUUUGAAAAAAAGAAGAUGGAUGGAUGUAUCAUGGCACCUGCACUUUAUAACAAUUUUCUUAAACCUGUGUAGAUUCAGUAAUAUGCAUUUUGUUAGUGAAGGUAUCAGUCAUUUUGCUUUCUUCUAAUUCUUCCCCCAGUUCCAUUUAGAGUUGUAUGGGAUGGGAUAAUGGAAUAAAAUGGGCAUACAAUAGGGAGAGCAGUCUCAAUUUUUUAUGUGCUAAUCUGUAAUUUAAUUCAUAAACAGUGGUCUCCCCUUCUAGAUAAGUUCUCAAGAAGGAUGACAGAAAGUGGAGAAGUUGAUGUGCCCAAAACAAUUUGGAGCAGCCUAACCAUUUAAUGAAUUAGUAAUAUGAACUGAUAAAUAGGCUAACGCUGUUUUCCAUCCCCUACCAGGUUGGUGUAGACUCCUAAAGAUGGCUGGAAUCAAGACAUCCAGCGGAGAUUACAUAGAUAACUCCUGGGAGUUGAGGAUCUUCGUGGAGGAGAUGGGAGAAGAAGCGGAACCGGUGGUACUUAGGGUGACGGGUGAACUUCACAUUGGGGGAGUCAUGUUAAAGGUGGUGGAGAAAAUCGGUGAGUGGUGAAAACAAACUCCACCACUGCCAUUACACUGCAGAGAACAUACUAUGACACUUGGCUGAAUAACUCUGUUCAGGAACUUCAGAACGCACUAAACCAUCAUCAGUAUAAUCAGCUUUUUCCAGGCCUAACUGUGGUCAGCAACUUCCUCCUAUCCCUGUAGCUGCUGGGACCAAAAUAACCACAGGGAGAUGAAAAGAGGAAGAUAUUUUGGUGUCUAUGCAAAGAGAAACUGUGUAUGGGAGGACAAUGAGAGUGCAGAGCUGGGAGAGAACACAGUGACUGUCACUGAGAGUGCAGAGCUGGGAGAGAACACAGUGACUGUCACUGAGAGUGCGGAGCUAGGAGAGAACACAUUGACUGUCACUGAGAGUGGAGAGCUAUCAGAGAACACAGUGACUGUCACUGAGAGUGCAGAGUUAGGAGAGAGUACAGUGACUGUCACUGAGAGUGCAGAGUUAGGAGUUAACACAGUGGCUGUCACUGAGAGUGCAGAGCUGGGAGAGAGUACAGUGACUGUCACUGAGAGUGCAGAGCUAGGAGUUAACACAAUGACUGACUGAGAGAGAAUACAGUAGUACGAAUGGACACAGUGAAUGUCACUGAGAGUACAGAGCUAGGACAGAGUGACCAUCACUGUCACUGAGAGUACAGAACUAGGACACAGUGUCCCUCACUGUCACUGAGAGUACAGAACUAUGACAUAGUGACCAUCGCUGAGAGUACAGAACUCAGACAGAGUGACCAUUGCUGUGAAUGCAGAACUAGGACAGAGUGAUCAUCACUGUCACUGAGAGUACAGAACUAGGACACAGUGACCAUCACUGAGAGUACAGAACUUGGACACAAUGACCAUCACUGAGAGUACAGAACUAGGACACAGUUUCCAUUGCUGAGAGUACAGAACUAGGACAGAGUGACCAUCGCUGAGAGUACAGAACUAGGACAGAGUGACCAUCACUGUCACUGAGAGUACAGAACUAGGACAGAGUGAUCAUCACUGUCACUGAGAGUACAGAACUAGGAAAGAGUGACCAUCGCUGAGAGUACAGAACCAGGACAGAGUGAUCGUCACUGUUACUGAGAGUACAAAACAAGGACACAGUGACACUGAGAGUACAGAACUAGGACAGAGUGAUCAUCACUGUUACUGAGAAUACAGAACUUGGACACAAUGACCAUCACUGAGAGUACAGAACUAGGACACAGUGACCAUUGCUGAGAGUACAGAACCAGGACACAGUAACCAUCGCUGAGAGUACAGAACUUGGACACAUAGUGACUAUUAUUGAGCAUACAGAGCUUGGACACAUAGUGACUAUUAUUGAGCGUACAGAGCUUGGACACAUAGUGACUAUUAUUGAGCGUACAGAGCUUGGACACAUAGUGACUAUUAUUGAGCGUACAGAACUUGGACACAUAGUGACCAAGCCCUGGUCUGCCCCUUCCACACCCCCUCUGUGCAUAGUUAAUGUUGGUGGCAAAUUUCAAUUUAGUUUUAGUCAUAGUCUUUUGACUAAAAAGCCAUUUUAGUUUUAGUCGUAUUUUAGUCAUCUGAAUCGUUUUAGUUUUAGUCAACUAAAUCUCGAAAAAUUUAGUCGACUAAAAUCUGCCUAAAAUUGUUAGUUAACAUUGAUCUACAAUAUUUGUCAAUCAUCUUCCUGCAGGGAGGGCACACAACUGGUCUGAUCACGCUUUGUGGUGGGAACAAAAGCGCCAAUGGCUACUUAAGACCAAUUGGGCUCUGGACAAAUAUGGGGUUCUUGCAGAUGCCAUUCUCCAUUUCACCCCCCAACACAAGCCUGUUAUCCUAUCUCUACCCAACCAGCGCUCCCUGAGGAUACGGGUCUCCUUCUCCAGCACCACAUUCAGUGCAUGCGCAGAGGUCUGCAAAGUGUUAGGUAAGUACACAGAGCCCUAUAUUUUAAAAAGCUUCACGGCAUCAAAUAAUCUUUAUGCUUGUAAUAUAUCCUAUCAGGUGACCUACUUAUUCUCAGGAAACUCUCAUGUUACCUGUUUCUCCAGGUAUCAGAAACCCAGAAGAACUUUCGUUUCUCAGGGCACCUGAGGAACGAGGGAAAAAGAAGAAAAAGGAUAAAGAUACUGUGACUCAGGAGAUAUUUGAUCUAACCUACCUGCAGCCAAUCACUGGUAAUGCAUACCUUUCCCCUUUGAGAAGGAUCUAAACGAUAUAUAUAUAUAUACUGCUAAUCAUUCUGUAUUGUAUAGGAACCAAAUGACUCAUUAAAAUGUAAUAAGAAAUUUACAAGGGCUUUGGCAGGAUGGGGGGCAUAGUAAGAGGUACAAAUCAAUCAGUAACCUCCCAUCUGCCCAUUAAGUAUUUGUUUCUUUACUAAAAACAUUCUUAAGGUAAUAGAAAGAACAAUUUAGCAAGCUUCCCUGUUAACCCCUUAAAGGACCACUAUAGUGCCAGGAAAACAUACUCGUUUUCCUGGCACUAUAGUGCCCUGAGGGUGCCCCGCCCCCCUCAGGGUCCCCCUCCCGCCCGGCUCUGGAAAGGGGAAAGGGGUUAAACUUACCUUUUUCCAGCGCUGGGCGGAGAGCUCUCCUCCUCCGAUCCUCCUCUUCUCCUCCCCGUCGGCUGAAUGCACACGCGCGGCAAGAGCGCCUCUAGCGACUGUCAAUGAGACAGCCGCUAGAGGAAAUAGGGGAAAGCUUAACCCAUUCAUAAACAUAGCAGUUUCUCUGAAACUGCUAUGUUUAUGAAAAAAUGUUUAUGAAAAAAUGGGUUAACCCUAGCUGGACCUGGCACCCAGACCACUUCAUUAAGCUGAAGUGGUCUGGGUGACUAGAGUGGUCCUUUAAGGACACAUGACAUGUGUGACAUGUCACGAUUCCCUUUUAUUCCAGAAGUUUGGUCCUCAAGGGGUUAAACAUGGGUCCAGGACCAGGAAGGGACUCCAAGUAAGUGUUACACUUGAUGUUUAUGGCUGAUGGGAAAAGAUGGGCUAUUCAGUAAGUCAUUCCAAUCGGUAAGGAUAAUGUAAAAAGAGCCACUAAGCAGGUAUGCCUUCUUUUUUAUAUUGCUCCAUUCUAUACAGCCCAAAAUAUACAGACGUGAGUGAGUGAGUGAGUGGGGUGGGUAGUUAAGGCAAUGCAAUCAUUCCUUUUGUGUAUUCCUAUAGCUAUAGGGCCCUGUUUACCAGUUAGACCCCUGGCCCCCGUCUGUAGGAAGUAAAAAAAAAAAAUUUUACUUACCUUUUCUCCCUCGUUGACCUGGGAAAGCAUGCCUUAAGAAAGCAUUGGGUGGCUAGUGCGCAUGCAUGGCAAAUGGCCAAACCAAUCAGAUGUUCUCUGUAAGACCAUCUGGUUGAAAUAAUGGACUUUAAAGGAACAUUAUAGUAAAAAAAAACAUUUAGGUGGCUGGCCCCCCUUUCCCCUCUUAAAAGAUAAUAAAACUCUCCUUAUUUCUAGCAGCACUAUCCCAUAGGGAAAACAUUGGGUUGGCUGAGAUUGGCAAGAAGGUGGGGCAGGGGUAAAGCCAAACACUGGCAUGGCCUAUUAGCACCUCUUCACAGAGAUGCAUUGAACCAUGCAGAGCGUGGACGCUGAAUGGCAGUAGGAAGCACCUCUAGCAGCCAUCUGAGGAGUGGUCACUGGAGGUGCCCCUAGUAAGCAAUGUAAACACUGCCUUUUCUAUGAAUUUUACAUGGAUUUCUAUGAAAAGGCAGUGUUUUCAUGCAAGGAAUGAUUAUACUCACCAAAUCAAUAAAAUUAAGAUGUUCUGGUGGCUAUAUUGUCUCUAUUACUCCCUAUGCACUUCAUUGAGAUGAUAUGAACACUUCCACCUGUCCUAAAUAUUAAUAAUAAUGAAUUAAUUAAUAACUAAGAAAUAUAGUGCUCUCCCCCAGAGCAGGCCCCUUACGUGACAGCACUAGCAGCUCCUAUUUCACUCCAUGGGUGUCCUGGUAGCUUAAUGAGAGAUGACUCUCUCAAUAUGGUACAGACCUCUCUUGCAUGUUCAUGUACAUGACCAGCUGUACAAUUUUACUGAUGUCAAAUCCCAGUUAAUACAAAGUGGGCACUGAGAAGGAACAAUCCCGUUAAUUCCCUGCUAGCCCAGCUAGGGUAGUGAAGUUUGAGGUUUGUGAGUACCCACCCUGCCAGCCUUCCCUGUUGUUGCAUUAUAAAUGUCACUUUGUGUAUAUUGGCAUAUGAUCUAUUUAGUAUUCCAUAAGUGAAGCAUAAUAGCAUGUCAUCCCUCCAACAGCCAUCCUACCUCUCCAGUCACUGCUUAUAACCUCCAUGCCAUCCUGUAACUCUCUAUUGUUUAACAAACAGACUCAGCUACCCAGAUGAUACAAGGAGGCGUUCCAUCUCAUUUUACAAGUCCGGAGGCGCAGGAGAGUUACCGAGCUCUGUCUGUCAGUCAGACGGGAAUCACCCCUGAAGAUAUACAGAAACGAUAUAAGCCUAUCACAGUGACCGAUAAGACAUUAGUACAUGGCAGGUGAGGACCAUUGUCAUCUAUUACCUCUCUGUGUCCCCGUCUAUCUAUGGGGAUCUUUUCCUCCUCACCUCACACCUCACCUCAUAUUUGACCAACAUUCACAGAAAAACAAAAAAUUAAUUCUGCAAGUCUCUUGUAAAACCUGUUGUUUUAAGCAUAAUUAAUUGAAUACAAUUUGUUUGGUAUUUGAAGAGUAUGUUGGUCCAUAUUAAAACAUGGUGUGUGGACUACUAUGUCUCUGUAUAUUUCCUACGCCUGACACUUCUAGACACUAGGUAGAGCUAAUGCCAUCUAGAAGUGUCAUUCCCCCCCCUACUCCCCACCCCCCCAAGCCAUCACCAGUGACAGCUGCAGGAGAUUGGCUCUUUCUCUAGACGAUGGGAUCCUCCAUAGACCUCAAUGCUGUACAUUUGCGAAUGUGCGACAGUACAGCAGUGACGUUGGGUCCUGCAGCACCAGGAGUUGAAGAGGACCCGUCAGAAAAAGAUGGCGGCAACCGGUGAGGGUCAGGUUAAGGUAAUUAAAUCUCACCUUUACCUGCCCCCCACGGGCACCGGAGCUUCAGCUAUGAUGUCACCGUCAGGGUCUUUGUGAAUUCUGCAGAGUCCCCAGACGGUGACAGUGCCAUUUUAAGGAGUCUAUAAACUCCAAAUUAACUUUCUCAGGGGAGUAUAUAUUUCAUAAUAUUUUUUCCGAAUAAUUUGCCAAAUUAUGGUAUAAUAAUCAAACUACAAAUGUUAGGCAUUAAACUUUGUAGGUUUUUGUGGUAGGUAAGAUCCUGCAGAGGACUCAGAAAUUCCUACCUAGCUAUGAUAUUUCCUAUUUUGGCCUAGAUUAUACAAAUAGAUUGUGAUGUCUCCAAAGUGCAUUGUCCACUGAGAUGAUCCACUGCUGUCUUUUUCCCCCCCUAACCUCCAUAUUCAUACUAUAUGGGGUCUCUUUCUUCCCUCUUAAAUGUAGAACUGUCACUUAGUUUGUUUUAUUGUUUAGUAUAUUAACUUCCAGUGGGAUAAUUGUUUGUGAGAUAUGAGAAAUUUGUAUUGGCUUUCGGUCCAUCAGAGCUAAAAUCUCUGCACAUUUCUGUCAUUGAACUUAAUAUGUGGAAGGGGGUGAAACUGAACCAAUGUUUCUGUUUUUCGGUGUGCCUUAGCUGUGCCAGGACUGAACUGAAUUGCAAUUUCAACUACAACACUACCAUAAUGUUCAAUGAAAACUAAACAUCCCAUGAAAAAAAUGUUCCUGCUUUUUUUUUUCUUUUCAAAAAGUUUUAUUCAGCGGUGUGAGUUUCCAUCGAAGAGAGGGUUAUAUUUUAAAUGCUCCCCAUCCUCAAUUAAUCUGCUCACUCAAUCGAGCCAUGAAGAACCCUUUCAUUUUUGUUACCCACAUUACCCCCACACUGUAUUCACUCAAUACAAUCUUGUCUCCUGGUAGGUGGUUAAACUCUUCCAAAUGUUUGCUGCAACAGGGCAUUCAGGAGGGAGACAGACUUUGGCUGCAGUUCAAGUAUUACACUUUUUAUGAUGUGGAUCCAAAGGUGAGAGAAUAACACAAUUAAACGAAUGGAUCUAUUUUUAACACUUUGAUUGCUCCUAUUGUUCACAUUUUGGUUUUCUAUCUAUAUAUCGCGUACAAAAAUGUAACAUUAGAAUACUGAUUUUAUACAAAAACAUAAAGAAACUUUAUGUGUAAACUGGAUAACUAUAAGACAAAAUGAGAAAGUGAAACAGAAAAAAAAAUAAUUUUCACAAUUUUUUCCCACUAGUUUGAUACUGUGCGCAUUAAUCUGCUGUUUGAACAAGCACGCUGGGCAGUGCUACUGGAAGAGACAGAGUGUACAGAGGAAGAAAUGAUGAGAUUUGCAGCUCUGCAGGUACCAAAAAAGAAGAUUUAUUAUUUCUAAAUGAAUGCUUACCAACCGUCCCGAUUUUUACAGCACAGUCCUGAUUUUCUAAUUCGGCCCCCCAGUCCUGACUUAGUUUCCCCGUGUCAGCUUUUGGGGACAUUAGGGAAUUGUCCCCAGCAAACAUAGUGCAACAUUAGAAGCACUCGUGCUAUGUCCAGGGCACUAGGACUCUGCAGGGAGCACUGAAACAGGGUUCCUUGCAGGGUCUGGCCUUUAUGAGAUGGCAAGUGGGAUCGACAGACAGCUCUGUAUGUAUUCACGUCAGGUUGACCUGUCAGUUAAUUGACCUAAUGUAUCCCCCCUUCCCAGGUGGUCACGCACCCUUUGGGCAGAGCCAGUGGCACGAUCGUGUUAUUGGCCCGCCUCCUUUAUCACCCUCCCAUCAGAGCCCCAAUUGUUUGGAAGCUUGAGAAGGGAGAUAUGUAAAUAUAUUAGUGGCAUACAAUUGGCUGAUUAUGUUAUUUACUGGCAGCGUUAUUAAAUUAAAGCAAAUUAAAUUAAUAGCAUAACACUCCUCUAAAGCGACAUUGUAAGGAUCAAAACAACUUUAGUUUAAUCAGGCAGCUUUGAUGUAUAGACCAUGCCUCUGAAGUCUCACUGCUCAAUUCUCUGCCAUUAUGGAGUUAAGUCACUUUGUUUAUACAAUCCUAGCCACACCUUCCUGCAUGUGAAAUACACAGUCUUCCUACAUAUUUCCUGUAAAGAGAGAACUAAUGUUUAAACUUUUUUGCACAGCCUGUUUAAUUUAGAAUUUCUUAUCUCAUGCUCUCUUAGUAGCCUCCAAGAGCCUCCUGUGUGUGAUUAAAGUUCAAUUAACAGAGUAAACACAAUGUGCAAUCAGAGCUGAGUGAAAGAACAACAAUUUUUUUCACAUUGUCUGUGUACAUAACUGCUAGGGGAGGUGUGGCUAAGGCUGGAUCAACAGGAACAAAAGUGAUCUAACUCCUAAAUGGCAGAGAACCGAGCAGUGAGACUGCACUUAAACGGCUUCAUUAGGCUAAAGUUGUUUUGGUGCUUAGAUAAUCCCUUAAAAGGCACAAUGAAUUUAAAACAGUAUAAUACAAAUGUUAGUGCACAUUGAAUAACUAUCAGAAUCUGUGAAUGAGCUGUAAUUUUUUUAGUAGAGAAACAGGCAAACUCACAUGACUAUUUAACAGGUCAAUAAAAAAAAAAAAUAUUAAUUUAAUAGACAAAACAAAAAGUGUACUUUUGCAAAACUAAAUUGUACACUCAGAGAAACUUCAACAACAUGCCCUUCGGUUAGUCCCUACUCACUUGUGCCAUUACAGAGAGAACCUAUAAUAUUUGCCUAUUACAAUGAUCCAUUCCUACUUAUAAGGGCUGUCCAGAACUGAAAUGCCCACCUGACCCACCUUGAAUUGACAGAGAGAUCAAUACACCUCCCUGUACUGCCUUGAGCCUCCUCACAGCAUUGUGGUCUGUACCAAAAUCAGGUACAAACCACUUUAAGAGUACCCUUGUGGUCCACCAGUACUUCUUGAUGACUUGGAACGCUACAGCUGGUGCUCUGAGUCAUUUACUGAGCACUGUAGGCAGGAGGGUGCUCUUAAAGUGUUCUGUACUUCAUACUGGUCGAUGGAGCUCCCCUACCGAACCACCAGAGAUCUGGCUCAUCGACCACAGGGCCACUAGGGAUCCUGUUCACACUCAACUGGGAAGGUAAGCAGAAAGGAAUGGGGGGCAUACACAAACACACAAUUCAGCCACACUCAGACACCCCUACAUACACAGACACAAAAUUCAGCCACCACAAACACAACAUACUCAACCAGAAUACACAGACAAACCCAGCCUCUGUGCUCUCACCCUCCUCUACACACCACACUCAGCCACUACACACAGUCUCACACACAACACUCGGUAAAACACACCACUCAUAUAAACAGAGCUCAGGUCUCUAGGAGGGGGCUCCAAUCUGUCAUGGACAACCUUUAAUCAGUUCUGACCGAAUGGCAAGCUAAUGGCUUUCUCUGAGCUGUUGCCUUUUCUCAGACUUCUCAUAUAAUCUGUUUUUACUAAAUCGUACUGCUCUUUGUGUUAGAGAACCCUGGCACACCAGAUGCUGUUGGGAAUCAUCCUCCUGCAGUCAUUCUUAUGAAGGUAGUGGGUUAUGGGAGUUGCAGUCAAUUUAUUGUGCAAGUAAAAUCAGAUUUUUUUCUGGAAAUUCUGCACUAGUCUUUUCAUAGUCAAAUGUGGCACCCAGACUGCUUUGGACCACAAAUCCCAUGAUCAUCUGCAAGCCUGUUGGCUGGCUGAGUGUCAUAAUAAUCAUUGCUCAUAUAAAUUAUAGAGCUGGAGACUGCUCAUUCUAUCACGUAUGGCUUUCUGGGUGAUUGUUUCAAAAUAUGGACCAAUGUCUUAGACUCUGAAUAUUAUAUGCAUGUCUAACUUUCCAAUAAUGGUUGGUUUAUAUUGAGAAAUAUUCUAUUUCCUGUAUAGUACCAUGUAAACAAGUUAUCAGUAACCUGUGAUCCCAUGAGUCUGCCCCAAGACCCUGCUCUACAGGACUUGGAUGAGGCUCUUUCACAUCUGGAGGUGAAAUUAGAGGCAUCGACACCAAGUGAAGCCCUGGUAAGUGGAACAUACUGUUACGUCUGUUAUGUAUUUGGCAGGAGGAGCCCAGGAUGCAGGAAUGAGCCAAGGCUAGGUACAAAAGGUAUAGACAAAGUCAUAGUCGGGGAAAGCCAAGAGUCAGGACAGGCAGCAUGGGUUCAGAGAUGCUUAAACAAUCAGAGGGUCAGAUCCCAGAUAAGUCAAACAAGGCAGGAUAGGCAAACUGAUGUUAACACCACAGUAAGCACCAUAUAACUGAGCACUGGAAACAUGUUGGGAUGGGAUUUUAUAGGAGAGAGGUAUACUUCUCUCAUAUUUCAUUGGUUAAUUGGUUACACUGGUAGUAACCAAAGAAAAAAGUUACCUGCGCUCUCUCCUGAAUCCCUAUGUACAUUUAAACAAAUGGAUGUCAUUUAGUUACUCCAAUGGCCAUUGGAAAGAAUGCCCGCCUGCCAACAUCAAGGCAGACCCUCCCUUGGUGGGUCCUACACUGACCUUUCACCUUGCUUCCUUGAGCUUCUGGCAAAGACAUCUCUAAUAAGACAGAAAGGGGUAUUUUUAUAUAUAGUAACAAAUAUUCUCGCAAUGCCCCAACAGCAGUGGCAAGACAUGUAGAUGUACAAAGCGUAACAAGUAUAAGGCAUUUGAGUGUAUUGCACAAUUUUUAAAAAGUGGUAUAAGAUACAAACUUGGCCUAACAUGUCUACUGGGGAUAUUGAGAGUCAUCUUCUAUUUUAUGCAAGCAAAUCCAUAGACAUGUAGCUCUAAGUAAUAAAGUAGUGUAACCGAGUAAACUUGCAGAAGCCAGACACAGAGAGAUGGAUGCAGGUUUUCAGGAAGUAAGAGGUCUUUAUUAACAUAUCAAUCGGGUCUCAGAUGAACUAACGUUCCAAAACAGGUCUGAGGGCCGAACACAUGGAGUACAUGCUUUUUAUAGAACUAUAACUCCUCCCAUUAAUAGGUCCACCCGCACAUACCCUUAACCAACCGGUGGACAGGAUUUGGAUUUCCUUAUAUGGGCAGACCACAUGGCUCAUCCGAAACAAAGGAGAAAGGAAUGUGAUUUCAGUUCCUGCAUUCCUGCACAUGCUCAGUACAUUAAUGACAGUAUCUUAGCUACGUGUAACUAACUAACUGAUACAACAUACACAUAUGCCACGUGGAAAUCUCGGCCUACUAAAUUUACAUUUCACUGAAAUUCCAUCACAGUAGGUUAUGAAAUAUGCUUUUGGUAUUGAGAACGAGUAGGGGAGAAGUUACUGUGCCUGUUUAAUUGUGGUGAACCAUGCUUCAUUACGAUUAAGUCCUGGACUCUAUGGCCUCUAGGUGUUUAAGUUUGCAAUAUAUGGUGACAAUAGACUCUGAGGGGAGGGUUGAUCUAGUAUUCCCCUCCAAUAAGUGAUAGGUUGACUUUGUGGGAGACCCUGGUCACCAAGGGCUUAUAGAGUGGGGUGUAAAGGUACUUAGUUCUGCUGGUGGAACACUUCUCUAUGGGUUUAGUAAUAGGCAUAGGAAGGUCAACCCAUUUUGCCAUUUAAGAAAGGCCAUUUAGUUCUAGGGAUUGUUGAGCAUGGUGUCAUCCGCUAAUAAGCUGCAAGCAGCAUGCUAUUCUAGCCUGACAUGCAUUUAAACAUACUGAUUAGAUGGAAGGCCUAGCAAUAACAGAGAAUAAAAAUAGUAAUACGAACUAAAACUCAGUGAAUAAUACAUUAAGGCUGACUCCUGUGCUUAGUCUAGGUGGGGGUGUAUGUGUGUGUCUUUGCUAGCUGUAGCCUGAGUUCCGUGUGGGUCUACUAGUGAGGUGAGCCCUCCUUGCCAUGAUACGGGCCUAUGGUGAUUUGCCUCCAGGUGCAGUAGCAGCUGUUACUGGGGUAGGGGGUUAGGGUUUACAUAGGCCAGAUUUACAGGUCUCAUGCGCGUAGGUGUGGGGAGCUCUCCUAGUUGAGAGAGGUCUGAAACAGCACAGGGUGUAAAUCAUAUUGGUGUGGGCUACUCAUGAAGCCUUGGUGGUGCUACUCAGCGAGGGGAGAUAGGUAGCGUGCCAGAUCUGGGGCUGGCUGACAUGUCUGUAUGUAUGCCUGGUCUCGGUUGCAGUUUUGGGAGGGUUGUAGUCGUUCCAUGCGCUCGUGUCGUUGUGCGGGGUCCCAUCUAGAGAUGGUGAGGAUUUGUGGGGUGAUACUAUGGUGUCGGGUUAGGUCGCCAGAUGGGUUUAGUGGUGAUGUUGGGUAUGUAGUGGUGGGAGCAAAAACUUCUAAGUAACAGUGAACUGUGUGAUAUAAUUUGUGCUGUGAGGCACAACAGAAAAAGAGCAUAUGAUGCAUCAGUGAUGCCAUACAACGACAGUCCCGCUGGCUCAGCCACCCGGCCCCUUAGAGGACAUGUCGGGAGCUCCUCUCUGUACAAACGGUGUGGUGUUGUCUACAUCCCAUUGGUGUUUCUGUGGUCCGACCCGUUGUUGGUCCUCGGAGUGGGACAGUCCCAUGGUGAGCAAGAAGUGUUGGCCCUUUGCCAGGGAGUUAAGCUUGUGUACAGUUCCCUCUAUGGUGACAUGUAAGGAACGUGUUGUGCUCCAGCGGUAAGGAACUUUGUUGCCCCGUAGCACUCCUGUGACCGGUCGCAUGGAUUGUCUCCAAAGCAUCGUAGGUCUGGACAGGUCAUUAUAAAAUUCUAAGGUAUGUUGUUCAAAUUUCAGUGUGGGUGAGUUCCUCACUGCUGCCAUGACUGCCGCCCUGUCCAGGUACGUGACGAAUUGUACUAUGACAUCGCCGGGGGUCCGCUGUGUUGGUUGGCUUUGUGUACAGAUCCUGUAGAUGUUAUCCACGAGGAUGGCUUUUGCCUGUUUAUGGGGGAGUAAGUGCUGGAUCAGGCAUCGCAGGAACUGUGGCAGUUCUGUGUGGUCUACCAUGUUGCUGAUACCUCUACUUUUAAUGUUUUUCCGGUGGCUCCGAUCUUCUGCCUCUGCGAGCCUCUGUGUCAUGCUGGCUUGUGACUGCUUGAGUUGCUCAUGUUCCACCACCAGCAAGGUCUGUUCAGCUUUGAGGUGAGAGGAGUCAGUCUCCAUCUUCUUGACUCUGCCUGUAAUUGUAAGCAUAUUUUCCUGCACUAUGGACAGCUCGGCCUGGAACAUGAAAUGGAUGUCUCGUAGUAGUGUUUUUAUGUCGCCUUUUGUGGCGGGGGUGUUGUCGUCCUCGUCCUCGUGUAGGCCACCCUCACUGGAAAUCUCAUCCAGGGUAUCCAUGGAUGGUUAUUCCUCGGAUGAUGAAUCCUCCGCUUGUGGUUCUGCCAUCUUAGGCACUGCACGCGGUAGGCCUCCGCGCAUAAAGUCGCUUAUAUCUCGGGAUCCAGAACCCAUAUGUGCUUUACUCUUCUUAGUUCGUUUCCUCAUUGUGGUAACGUGGCUAGGGGGUGUUUGUUAUCGGUGUUUUACCCGGUUUGCAUGGUAAUCUGAGCUUGGUAACGCGGAGCUGAAACGCUGUAUGUCUGCUCGGUUUGCUGGUCGGCUCUGGCCCCCUACACCCUUAUAUACUGCUAGUGUACACCAUGGUUCUCUAUCAUAGAAACAUAGAAACAUAGAAUGUGACGGCAGAUAAGAACCAUUCGGCCCAUCUAGUCUGCCCAAUUUUCUAAAAACUUUCAUUAGUCCCUAGCCUUAUCUUAUAGUUAGGAUAGCCUUAUGCCUAUCCCAUGCAUGCUUAAACUCCUUUACUGUGUUAACCUCUACCACUUCAGCUGGAAGGCUAGUGUACACUAUGGUUCCCUAUCACUGCUAGUGUACACCAUGGCUCUCUAUCACCGCUGGUAUACACCAUGGCUCUCGAUCACCGCUAUUGUACACCAUGUUUCUCUAUCAUUGCUAGUGUACACAAUGGUUCUCUAUCACUGCUAGUGUACACCAUGGUUCUCUACCACUGCUAGUGUACACUGUAGCGGAUGGCAUUGGACUGUCCUCAAGGGUUAUGUUAAAAGUACAAUUCGUGUCUUUAUUCUCAUGUAUAACUAAAAUUGUAUGUAGCAUUCGUAUGUUUGUUCGUUAGUUUUCAUCCGUAUUCCAUACGAAUGAAAACUACCGAACCAGUAGACCACCCCAGAGAGAAGUGUGUACCUUAUUAGGCUUUCACACUUCUCUAACCGCAAGUUAAAUGGUGCAAUCGGUACUUUAUAGAUGUAUCUGGGUGGCCGCCGUUCGGCAUACGAACACAUGGCGGUGGCCAUCUUACGCACGAAACCUCAGCGGUGUUUGGUCGUCGAGUGUCUGGAACUCAAAUCGGACACUCAAUUACCCGAACACCGCUGAGACCUCCAGUGCUCCGUAACUCCCGAGCUCCGUAACCCUGAGACCUCCAGAGCUCCGUAACUCCAGAGCUCCGUAACCCUCGUUCGGUGAAUUAAAAGUACCGAACAAGGGUAUUCAGACAAAUACCGAUUUAAUAGUGGAUGGCAAGGAUUUAUAUGUAUUUUAUCUCCCGAACGGAGACCGACCGCAGGGCCAAAACACAUGGAACCCUUUUCGGCUACCACCUCAUGUGCGGUCGGUCAAAUUGUCUUUUCCAUCUAACUCCCGAACCCCUGGUCCGAUCUAGGUGAAUUUUGAAUAUGUUGGUCACCCAGAUCAAGGCUACCAGGGGGUGCCACUUAGACAAUUGUACCUGUUUUAGGGUACAUCCAGAAACCGCGUAAAACUGUAGCAUGUAUAAGUGGAUUAUGUGUCACACUGAGGGGAGGAGAUGUAUGGGAGGUAACUACUGUACUAUUGGCCACUGUACCAAUUAUUGUAAAUCCCUCCCUUGCAUGGGAGAAUCCUUUAUAAGGAAUCUGUGUGAUUAAAAGUUCAGUUCUGCUCCUGAUGCUGUAUGUCGUCCAGUCAUUGGGAUUGAUGUUGGGAUAUUGUUGGAUUGUUUUGCCUGCUGGAAUUAUUGCCUUAUGGAUUUCUAAUACUUGUUCCUGAGCCUUACUGGGAUCUUAAGUGGAGAUAACUUGUGUAAUAGCAGCUCUCCGCUACAUACACCAUGUCUCUCUGUCACUGCUGGUAUACACGAUGGCUCUCUAUCACUGCUGGUAUACACGAUGGCUCUCUAUCACUGCUAGUAUACACCAUGGUUCUCUAUCACUGCUAGUGUACACUAUGGUUCCCUAUCACUCCUAGUGUACACCAUGGUUCUCUAUCACUCCUAGUGUACACCAUGGUUCUCUAUCACUGCUAGUGUACACGAUGGCUCUCUAUCACUGCUGGUAUACACGAUGGCUCUCUAUCACUGCUGAUAUACAUAAUGGCUCUCUAUCAGUGCUGGUAUACACGAUGGCUCUCUAUCAGUGCUGGUAUACACGAUGGCUCUCUAUCAGUGCUGAUAUACACAAUGGCUCUCUAUCAGUGCUGGUAUACACAAUGGCUCUCUAUCAGUGCUGGUAUACACGAUGGCUCUCUAUCAGUGCUGGUAUACACGAUGACUCUCUAUCAGUGCUGAUAUACAUAAUGGCUCUCUAUCAGUGUUUGUACACACAAUGGUUUUCUGUUAAUGCUACAAAUCACCAUGUCUCUCUAUUUUAAAUCACAUAGUGUCCCCUAAUCAUACUACUGAUAACAUAUCAUUAAUAUUCUUAAUAUUAUUAUUGGCAUUUAUAUAGCGGCAGCUUAUUCAGCAGCUCUUUACAAAAAUAUAAAGGGAAAAUUUACAAGAAAUGAAACAAACUAUUACAGAUAUUAACCAGAACAAUAGGUUAAUAAGGACCCUGCAAAAAAGAACUUGCAAUCUAGAGCAUAUCAUUUAUACCGUUUGGUCACGGCUCUUCUAGUCUAGAGACAUUCUAGAAUUUGUACUUUAUAUGAGCAAAGCUCUAUAUCAAUAGAAGUAAAUGUAUUUAUCUGGCAGUAAAUGUAUACCUGUCUCUAUCGUGUAACAGUAUACAUAUCAGCCGUGCCAUACAGAUAAUAAUGUACAUUUUUCACCAACAGGAUGGUAUCCAAAUGGAGCCAGAUCUGCAGGAUAAUUUGCGAGUUUUCAGGUAAUCAAUCCAUUGUAAACUUUGAUGAGAUUAAAGCAGAUUGUUGUAAAGAAGAAUACACAUAACUAAUUGCGCUGCUAGGCAAGCCAGAAGCACCAGAUUCUAAAGCCCUGUAUGUCCAAAUAGCAUAAUACCUUCUCCAUCAACACCCACCAAGCAUCCCCAAUCAGCACUCACCAUACCUACCUACCUGCAUUCCUCAGCAUUGUUAGGGUGUUUUGGGGAGUCAGGAUGCUUUGCUUUGGAUUAAAACCUAAGAUAGUUUUGGACACUUGCAAUGCCGUUCAUGGUAAUCAUGUGCUUAAAAGUUUAUUUCAAGUCCCAAUUCACAGGUACUAAAAAAUAUAUAUAUUAUAAAGACAAGAAAAAGCAAAGACAAAUGGAAGAAAUGCAUUACUAAAUGUGUCAUUUACUGAGGCCGAAUGGCUCUGUACCCAACAGAGCAAAACCAUUCACUGCUGUACAGGCCCAUUUGGAAUGCAAAAUCAGGACAUUGUUCACUUUGGCCAAGAUUUCAGAAAAAUGCUGCAUAUAUGAGCCCUAGUCAAUCAUGACUGCCUGAUAAGCCUCUAACAGAACUAUUUACUAAAAUGAGAAUUCAACAUAAAUUCAAAGUGUAUUUCAAAGUUAAGGCCAGACUGGAAGCAUAGCUGAUUUUUCGAAAUCCACUAAUUUGACCAUAAAUGUGAAAUCCACUUGAAAUCUCACUUUACUAAAUACAUACAUAUAUAUUUAUUUAACCUAUAUACUUUUACUAUGCUUUGUUUAUAAAUAUAAAACAUAACAUGUAUCACUGGGAUUGUAAAAUAUUUUAUCCAUCUCCACAGGCCCCGGAAAAUGACCCUGAAGGGCUAUAAACCGAACUGGGUUCAGCUAAAAAGUACUAAUUUAUCCUGUUACAAAAGCAAAGAAGAGGCCAGAGGGGAACCAUUGAUCAUGCUGAGCCUGAAGGGUAAUUAAUGAGUUCUUUUUAUUCACAUAGUGUUUGAAUUUAGAGUAAAACAUUAUUUGUAUGAAUUAAUUAUGUUAUGAUCUUAUACUACUCUCUAAAUUAACUUGUCUGUCUAGAAGAUCCAUAAAAAAAACUGAAAGAAAGAUACCUGUAUUGCAGGAUAAUAUACAUCACUGGGCCUUCAUUGUGGCUAGUAUUAGAUCUGUUUGGCAAGUUGAUACAAUGAGGUGUGAAAAAAAAGGUGUUUACAGCAUAUAGUUCAUGGAGAGUGAACAGCAAAAAGUUGCUUAUAGUGCAGGACCUGAGGAACAAACAUAGGUAAAAUUCAGAAAGAUUUGAUGAUAGUUACAGAGCAGGGUGAAAGGGACAUAGUGUGUAGACACCAACUAUGACGACUACAGAAAUAUCAUUAGCCAGGUUGGACCUCUUGUUCGGGCUGGCUAAUGAUGCGGCCAGAGGUUGAGGUAUACUUCCAGAAGCAAAGGGGUAAAAGGCUGCAUAUACAGACCCCAGGCACCAUGACCAAUUCAAAUCACUGAAGUGCAAUAGUACUUGAAAGAACCCGUUAAUGAAACAAAAAUGGAAAAAAGGCUUAACUUUUCAGUUCUUUGUCUUGGUUUCUUCACAGGGUGUGAUGUUGUACCGGAGGUUAAUAUCGCCUCUCAAAAGUUCUGUAUCAAACUUGUAGUUCCAUCACCAGAAGGAAUGAAUGAAGUUUAUCUGCGCUGUGACAACGUGAGUGUUAUGGGCAUCUAAUAAGUCCACCUCUGUCUCACCUUGUGAUGGGAGGGUCAGAUCCAAAGCUCACUCCUAUAAAAUCUUACAAGUUACUUGAUAAAAUACAUAGUCUUUUAUGCAGUCUGUGUCAUCAGCAGUUGGAGUGAUACAUAUUUAUUUUUUUAUAUUUAUUAUUGUAUUAUAAAGACUUGCCAAUAAGUGACUGUUUAAACAUAUACAGUAGCAGGCCACCCUGGUGUGCUGUUGGUUAGAUAAACAUACAUUUAUAUACCUACAUGACUGAGAAACAUCUAAUAUCUUCUUUGUCUAUCUAUCCAGGAGCAGCAGUAUGCCCGAUGGAUGGCUGGGUGUCGCUUAGCAGCAAAAGGACGUACAUUGGGUGAUCCAUCAUAUGAUGAUGAAGUCAAGAGUAUUUUGUCUUUUCUCAGCAUUCAGAAAUCCAGUAACCAAACUUCAAACUCCUUAGCCACAGACUCUACAAACAUGCAUGCCCUAGUUUCUCCUCGUUACCAGAAAAAGCUCAAACCAAAGCAGGUAAGCAGUUAAAUAGGUCAAACCAGAGAUGGGGGAAAUUGUGAUCUGCCUAGUGCUUGGCUUAAACUGCUGUUGCCUAUCUACGAAGGCUAAAUAAUGUCUGAUAAUUAUGGGAUUUGUUGCACUAGAGUUAACUGUGUUGUACACAAUGCCUCAAAAAAUGGUGAUUUGGUUUGAUUUACGUGAAAGUAGUUAAAGGGCACUAUAGUGUCAAGAACACAAACGUGUAUUCCUGAUACUAUAGUUCUAAAACCACCAUUUAUGUGGUCGACUCCCCUUACAUCCGGUGAAUAAGGUGAUUUACUUACCUUUUUCCAGCACCGCACAGGGCUCUUCGCUACUGGCCUCAUCCCCAAUUCGCCUCCUUGGCUGGCAUCAUCAGAAUUGAUUACCUCAGCCAAUCACAAUGCUUUCCGAAGGAGGUGGGAACAGGGCGGGACCAAAACCCGCCCUGACCAAUCGGCAUCUCCUCAUAGAGAUGCAAUGAAUCAAUGCACCUCUAUGAGGAAAGUUCAGUGUAUCCAUGCAGAGACUGGAGACACUGAACAUCAGUGUUCCAUACUGUGCAGCACUGCCCCAGGAAGCACCUCUAGUGGCCGUCUGAGAAGUGGCAACUAGAGGAGUCCCUAGGGAGCAAUGUAAACACUGCUUUUUAUCUGAAAAGACAGUUUUUACAUUAAAAUGCCUGCAGGGAAUGAUUAUAUUCACCAGAAUAACAACAAUAAGCUGUAGUUGUUCUGGUGACUAUAGUGUCCAUUUAAACAAGUUCUAAAGAUUUCUGAUACAGUUAAUUUUGUGAAAUUGCAUAAAAGCAGAUUGAGUUCAUCUACAGUUCUUUUUUUUUUUUUUUUUUCAGUUAACCCCUAGAAUUUUAGAGGCCUAUCAAAACAUUGCCCAGCUAUCGCUUGUAGAUGCCAAACUACGCUUCAUUCAGGCCUGGCAAUCACUCCCAGAUUUUGGGCUUUCGUACUUUGUUGUAAGGUUAGUGACACUUUAUAUUAUUGCAGAAAGCCAUGUCUGUUUUUUAUAAUGUUAUCUGUUUUCCAUACUCUCCCACUUCCCGUUGUAUUGCAGAAAUUCUACCAUUUUUUUAUCUUUACUCAACAAUAUUUUCACCAAUAUGUUGUUAUCUGUCACUACAAUUCUUAUGCCAGAUUUAAAGGAGCCAGAAAGGAUGAGAUAUUGGGAAUUGCCAGCAACCGUCUGAUACGCAUAGAUCUGAGCGUUGGGGAUGUUGUAAAAACCUGGAUGUACAGCAAUAUGAAACAGUGGAACGUCAACUGGGACAUCAGACAGGUGAGUUGAAGACAGAAAAUGACUAAAGAACAAAUCUAAGCCGGAGCACGUUAGUAGAGGACAUUUGGUUAUAACACAUAGAAGUUAAAACAUAUCUGUGUCCCUCUUCUGUUUCAGGUUUCCAUAGAAUUUACAGAGAAUAUUAAUGUUGCAUUCACAUGUGUCUCAGCUCCUUGCAAAGUUGUUCAUGAGUACAUUGGAGGCUACAUUUUCAUGUCCACACGUGGUAAAGAUGGUGGAAGCAAGGGACUGAAUGAAGAGCUCUUCCACAAGCUAACAGGUGGCCAUGAGGCUCUUUAA
Molecule: messenger RNA, 31987 nt
Organism: Pelobates cultripes (western spadefoot toad)
Lineage: Eukaryota; Metazoa; Chordata; Amphibia; Anura; Pelobatidae
Source: the annotation of a GenBank genome assembly